UUGUGAAACUAUAUUAGAAUAUCCAGAAUCAUUUAAAGAAUUAUCAGAAAAAGUAUAUAAAACCUGCAAUAAUUGUAGAUUGAAAAGAAAAGAACGAAAAACAUAUCCUAAAAGAAACCCUGAAGAAAAACUAAGAAGAAUUCAAAAUUUACCAAAAAAGCAACGUUGUUCAAGGUGCAAAAGAAUACAAAAACAAGAAGAAUUUGGAUACACUUCUAUAGGGAAGGCAUUCAAAACUUGUAAAAGUUGCAGACAAUAA
Messenger RNA from Dentiscutata heterogama, 259 nucleotides. NCBI's taxonomy places the organism in Eukaryota, Fungi, Glomeromycota, Glomeromycetes, Diversisporales, Gigasporaceae. The record is from the annotation of a GenBank genome assembly.